Messenger RNA from Diuraphis noxia (Russian wheat aphid), 743 nucleotides. Its product is annotated as stress-associated endoplasmic reticulum protein 2. The record is from RefSeq and is a predicted model, not a curated record. Gene Ontology annotation, cellular component: endoplasmic reticulum. Gene Ontology annotation, biological process: endoplasmic reticulum unfolded protein response. Lineage: Eukaryota; Metazoa; Arthropoda; Insecta; Hemiptera; Aphididae.
AACAAAUCGUGUGUGAUAACGACAUGCCAACGCGGACCGCACCACGUCUGAAACGACUGAAACUGACAGCCACCCACCGGCCACCAUACGAGUUACGCGGCAUAGAGCAUACAAAGUUUGUAAAACACGGUCAAUCGAGCAAUCGACAGUCAGAAGCGUUGUAACACUUGUAACUGUUAACUGUUCUUAUUCCACAUUCACUAUUUUACUCCGCCACCGACCACCGCUAUUUACAACACGUCAAUUUCUGUAUUCUAUGACGUCAGUGUUCUGUACUCCGUGCACGUCGACUGUACUCUAGUGCUCUACUGUUAUUUGCUCUCGUAUCGUGUCUGUUGUCGUUGCCACGUAUUCACGUAUAUUUUCCAUUCACCUACAUCCGCCGAUCGUUCGACACUUGUAUAAUGGCACCUAAACAGAGGAUGAGGAUUGCCAACGAGAAGGCCAGCAAAAACAUUACCCAGCGAGGCAACGUACCCAAAUCGACGAAAUCUGAGAAAAAUAAAACACCUGUUAGUCCAUGGCUGCUGGCAUUAUUUUUAUUUGUUGUAUGUGGAUCAGUUAUCUUUCAACUCAUCCAAAGCAUAAGAAGUGCAUGAAUACCAAAUCUCUAGGCUUCUAAAAUUCAUAUUUUCAUCAACAUUCUUGCAUCUCAAAAUGUUAUUCCCCUUAUUUUAUUUUUUUUUAAAUUGUGUUAUUUUGUUGUCAGGUACAUAAUUAUUUUCUUUAUUAUAAAUUUAUUC